Siniperca chuatsi (mandarin fish) is the source of this 6005-nucleotide messenger RNA. RefSeq names its product potassium voltage-gated channel subfamily KQT member 2 (gene kcnq2b). Lineage: Eukaryota; Metazoa; Chordata; Actinopteri; Centrarchiformes; Sinipercidae. The coding region runs from base 569 to 3343 and encodes 924 amino acids. Gene Ontology annotation, cellular component: membrane. Gene Ontology annotation, molecular function: voltage-gated potassium channel activity. Gene Ontology annotation, biological process: transmembrane transport; potassium ion transport. The transcript is spliced from 19 exons. The record is from RefSeq and is a predicted model, not a curated record.
CUCAACAAAAUACUAUCUCCUUCCCUCCCUACUCCUCCUGUUCCUCCACCGCCUCCUCUUCAUCACCUCCUUUCCUUCCCUACCUACUACUCUUCCUCCUCCCCUCCUUCUUUCCUUCUCUGCCCCCUCCUCUUCCUCCUCCCUCCUGUAUUGUGUUUCUCCACCUGCCUCUCCUCUGGUUGUCAUGGUUACCACCAUCAGCCCGGCAGAGAUGAUAAUUUACACAUUGAUCUUCCUCCUGUGUCCAUUUCUUUUCUCUAACUGAUCAAAUUGAUCAUCUGAUCAGUUGGUUUUUUUCUGUGAGCUUGAUCAAUAACCGUCCGUGACGUCAUUCCAUUUCCUUUUUAUGAGGGAAGUCGGUGAGGAUAAAAAAACCUGCUGAUCAGCCAAUCUGCUGCCCGUCUGUCUCUCUGCGGUUUUCAUUUUCCUCCAUCCCUCUCUCCUCCUCUCCUCUUCUUCCUCCUCCGCUCCGCAGCAGCGAUGCUCCCGCCGAGCCUGGCCGGCCUCGGCGCUCUGUCUGCGGGCUGGCAGUAGAUCGGCAGGUCGGUGCAGGUCGCGUCUCUCCGUCAUGGUGCAGAAAUCCCGGAACGGCGGGGUGUUCCCCGGAGCGCAGGCCGACCAGAAGAAGCUGAAGGUCGGCUUUGUGGGUCUGGAGGCCGGGGGGACCGAGUCCAGCAGGGACGGAGCUCUGCUUAUAGCAGGAGGGGAGGAGGGCCCUCGGAGGCAGCGCAGCAGUGUCUCUGGAGGAAAGAAACCUCCGAAACGAAACGCCUUCUACAGACGACUGCAGAACUUCCUGUACAACGUCCUGGAGAGACCUCGAGGAUGGGCCUUCAUCUACCACGCCUACGUGUUCCUGCUGGUGUUCUCCUGUCUGGUUCUGUCUGUGUUCUCCACCAUCAAAGAGUACGAGAAGAGUUCAGAGGAUGCUCUCUACAUUCUGGAAGUGGUGACCAUCGUGGUGUUCGGGGUGGAAUACAUGGUGAGGAUCUGGGCUGCAGGUUGUUGCUGUCGUUACAGAGGAUGGAGAGGGCGACUCAAAUUUGCCAGAAAACCUUUCUGUGUCAUCGACAUCAUGGUGCUGAUCGCGUCCAUCUCAGUGUUGGCUGCAGGGACUCAAGGGAACGUCUUUGCCACUUCAGCCAUCAGGUCACUUCGUUUCCUUCAGAUUCUGAGGAUGAUCAGGAUGGACCGCCGGGGAGGAACCUGGAAACUGCUGGGAUCAGUCGUAUACGCCCACAGCAAGGAGUUGAUCACAGCGUGGUAUAUUGGCUUCCUGUGUCUCAUUCUGGCCAGUUUCCUCGUUUAUUUGGCAGAAAAAGAAGACAAUGAACAAUUUGAGACAUACGCAGACGCCCUCUGGUGGGGACUGAUCACCUUGACAACUAUCGGUUAUGGAGAUAAGUUCCCCAUCACCUGGAACGGACGACUGCUGGCUGCAACUUUCACUCUGAUCGGAGUUUCAUUCUUCGCUCUGCCCGCUGGGAUCCUGGGUUCUGGUUUUGCUCUGAAGGUUCAGGAGCAGCACCGACAGAAACACUUUGAGAAGAGACGAAACCCAGCAGCUGGACUCAUACAGGCCGCCUGGAGGGUUUAUGCCACAAACCUGAGCCGAACUGAUCUGACUUCAACCUGGGAUUAUUACGAGAGGACCGUCUCUGUCCCCAUGUACAGGUUGAUUCCACCGCUCAAUCAGUUGGAUUUAUUGAGGAACCUCAAGAAUAAAUCAGGACUCUCAUUCAGGAAGGAGGUCCAGCCUGAACCGUCUCCCGGUCAGAAGGUCAGUCUGAAGGAAAGGGUCUUCUCGUCUCCCCGGAGUUCAGGAACCAAAGGAAAAGGUUCUCCUCAGCAUGUGGUUCCUACAGUCGGCCCUGGUGUUGCUCCUGGUGUGGGUCCUGGAGUUCCUGGGGGGCUGGGGGGCGUCCAGGCCCUGCGACGGUCCCCCAGCAUGGAGCCCAAUCUGGAGGACAGUCCCAGCAAGGUUCCAAAGAGCUGGAGCUUUGGGGAGCGGAGCAGAACCAGACAGGCCUUCAGGAUCCGAGGAGCCGCCUCCCGCCAAAACUCUGAGGUGCUGAUAGAGAUGCAGGAUGAAGAGUUCAGACAGAAGAGCUCCCCAGAGGCCAGCCUGCCAGGAGAAGACAUGGCCGACGACAACAAGAGCUGCCACUGUGAGUUCGUCCCCCAGGAUCUGACCCCGGGGUUAAAGGUCACCAUCAGAGCCAUCUGUAUCAUGCGUUUCAUGGUGUCUAAGAGGAAGUUUAAGGAGAGUCUUCGUCCCUAUGAUGUCAUGGACGUGAUUGAACAGUAUUCAGCCGGACACCUGGACAUGCUUGCCCGCAUCAAGAACCUCCAGUCAAGGGUGGAUCAGAUAGUUGGUAGAGGAACACCAAUCGCAGACAAGGACCGUCCCAAAACAGCCAAUGAGGAGCUUCCUGAGGACCCGAGCAUGAUGGGACGGUUGGGGAAGGUGGAGAAGCAGGUCCUGUCCAUGGAGAGAAAAUUGGACUUCCUAGUUAACAUUUACAUCCAGCGAAUGGGAAUCCCACAGGCUGAGACCGACGCCUAUUUUGGAUCCAAGGAGCCGGACCCGGCCCCGCCCUACCACAGUCCAGUGGAUCAGCUGGAGAAGAGCCAGUCCAUCUCCAAGAUCCUGCAGGUUUUGCCUGGCGACGGCGUUGAGAAGAAUCGUUUUGUGACGAAGAUGGUCCGCUCCAGCAGCUCCACUGGACACAGGAACUACAACGCACCCAGCUGCCCACCGUCCACCUCCUGGCAACCAAUCAGCUCCCAGCUCCACCAGCAACCCCCACCCCCUCCCCAGCGUAGCCAUGCCAAAACUCCGAGUCCGGUGGGGGAUGGGUCACUGGUUCGACUCCCACCUCCUCCGGCCGGAGAGAGACAAGGUGGGAACCGAUCAAACCGGCACAGCACUGGAGACCGGGGUGGGGCAGAGAGACCAGAGAGGGGAGGAGAGGGGGCCAACGGGACUGAGGCUGGAGAUGAGGUGAAGCCGGACAGCGACACCUCCAUCUCCAUCCCGUCUGUGGACCACGAGGAGCUGGAGCGCUCCUUCAGCGGCUUCUCCAUCUCCCAGUCCAGAGAGAACUUGGACUUCCUCAACAACGACUUCUACUCGUCCUCCACCAACCUGGGAGCCCACCAAGGAGGAGGAGGAGGAGGGGGGGGAGAAGGAGGAGGGGGGGGAGAAGGAGGAGGAAGAAGAGGAGGUGCCUCCCGCUGCGCUACUGUCCGGCCCUACAUCGCAGAGGGGGAGUCAGACUCCGACUCAGAGCUCUGUGCCCCCUCGCCACAGUCGGACCGGGCCUGGACCGGAACAAAGUAGAGCCGAAGGUAAACAGGAGCAGAACCAGCAGAACAGUUAAAAUAAUAAUCCAAAUGUGAAGUGAAACAGGUCCAACUUAAUUGAUGGAGUCAAAGACUUUAAGAGUGAAGCAUCAUGGGAAGUAUGAAAGGCACAAAGCACCGGUGGUUUUAUUCAUGAAUGUUUUAACCUGUAUAGCAAAUGUUUGUUCUCACUGUCACUGAUUGGUUCACUGCUGGGACAUGCUCACACCUGAUUGGUUCACUGCUGGGACAUGCUCACACCUGAUUGGUUCACGGCUGGGACACACACACUUGAUUGGUUGCUUGUUCCAUGUUUAAGACACUUGUAAACAUUAUUAUCAGUGUCACAUAACUGCAGCUCACUGUUACAUUUAUUCAUUACGUUUUAAAGAACUUGACACAAAGCAUCACAGCAACAACACGUAUGACAGACUGACAUAUCACCAUUCCAACAGACUCUGUUGUUGUUGUUUGUUUGUUUGUUUGUUUGUUUGUUGUCUCUGUUUCCUGGCCAGAGCUCAAACACAGAAUCAUUCUGAGCUUUUCGCUGAAACCUGAACUUCUUUGCAGGUAACUGUUAAACUAACUCUACUUUGAUGUCAUGUGGGAUCGAAGUUAAUGAGGGGAAAGAGUCCUUGUUUAUUCUGCCCUUUAAAGGCAGAGAGCUGUAACUACACAAACUGCGACGCUAAGAAAAAAGUUUUCCGUCUUUUUAGUGUUUUAAAGAAACACUUUCAUAAUUACUGUCAUAGACCCAAACAGGAUUCCUAAAAAUGUGAAUCUGCCUUUCUAUACUGCGCAUGGUCAGUAUAGAUUUACAAUUAUUCAUUGGGCAGAGAAUUAAUAUAAACUAAAGAUAACUAUAAAUUAGAAUAAAAGGUGAUUUAUAAAUUAAAUCACCUUGAACAAAGAAUUUGUCUGACAUGAGGCAUCCAUGUCUGUUUGGUUUUCAGACACGUCUUUAUUAUUCCAAGUCAGAUAUAUCAGAGCUUUCAAAAAAAAUUCAAGAUAACUAAAAACGUGUCAAUCUUUAUGUUUUCACAUGGUUUAAUGAUAACAGAGGCAGAUUUAUCAUCAAAAUUUAUAAUAAUUUGUGGAACAAUGGGGCCUUGAUUUCGGACAAAAGUAAACAAAAACAGCUUCUCGUUUUUGUUGACGGUCAAUUUUACUGGUCUGAUUUUUCUGGAAACCAGAACCCUGUAAGUUGUUUAUGCACAUGAUUGCUACGAACAUGAUACCAUGCUAACAGACUGUACAGCUAGUUAGCCCUAGUGUUAUAAGUUCAGACCGUUAUUUCAUUGUAAGGUAAUUCUGAAAAUAUGUGUCUGUAAGCUAAGCAGCCAAACAAACUGUUUGUUUGAGGAUGAGGAGUAACUGAUGAGUGUCUCAGGUAAACGUCCCCAAACCCCAGGAAUAAAGAUCAGAACAGAGCUGUUAACGUUAGCCUAAACUCUGAUAGCAUCCAGGACGGGCGCCAACACAGUGGAUGUUUCAGUCCUGAACGAGGAUUUUAUCAACGCAACCCGUAACCCCACAAAAUAAUGUAGUUAGCCUGAAAUGCUAACGUUAGCAGCUUACAUUAGAUAAACACACUGUUACUCUUACACUUUUGCUGUUGUGUUUUUGUAAAUUUGAUAAAAAUACUUAACCAAAGAAUCUAUAAUUAUUCUUCUAAACCGACUCGACUCUGCAAAAAUCCGUCACUAGACAGACCUGCUGCCUAGUUACAGUCGCUAAGCUGUUAUUGGACAAUCGCUCUUCCUAACUCCCACAUGACGUAAACAGCAUUUUUACAUCAUGAUCAUGACGCUAUAGAAACAUUAAUAUGUACAGUAUGAUGUAUUCAUUCCCAACUGUUAAUUAUAAUCUAACAUUCAUCAAUAAAUCUCAACAGUUGAUUAAACAAUACAGCGACAGGAAUGUAGAGAUAAUACUGAAGUCUUUGCUGACAACUAGAAGCAGAUCGGUCCAGCUGGAUGGAUCAGUCACUUCAGGAAACCUAAAUAAGACAACGUUACCAAAAUAAGUCUUUUACUGCCUGAGCUCUUUGCUUCCAUUUCUGACCAGCAGUAAAGUUUGGCCUGAAGGGGGUGCUAGAUUAUUGUUAAGCCCAGGAACCACAGCUAUGAGGGUUUGGUAUCUGUUGUAUUAACUGUGUGUAUGUCUGAUCAGCAGAUCAAUCAGCAGAUCAAUCAGCUCUCCUUUGAGUGGUUGAUGACCUGUGGGCCCACUUUAGCGCAGAUUUGAAUGUAAACACACUAUUUACUUUUUCCAUGGAGAACACUGAGUCCUUUAGUUCUCAUCCUUUCCUGGUUUCCUGACAAAGAAAAGAAGGUUAAACUAAAAUAUUAAACUAAUUAUUUAAUCAAUAUUUAAGACUUUUGUAAAGGAUUUUCACCUGUCAAUCAUCUGACUGUCCAUCUGUGUCCAAACGUUUAAACCUGUUCUAGAUUCAAGUUUGAACUCAACAAUGUAGUACUUUGUUUAAACAAGCUGAUAUUUGGUCAAAUAAAAUCACGUUUCACCGUCUGUCAGCUCAGAUGAACGUUAAGUUGAUUUGGAGAGAAAGCGAUACGAAUUAAUCAGCUCUAACACAAACUGUAUCAGAACGUUGCCUGUUUGAUUGUAUUUCAAUAUUAAUUAAAAACCUUUAACCACAA